GUUAGCUGACACGGUGUAAUUUGUUGAAAAAUUAAACUCUAAUCCCGUUAGGACUUUGGAAAAGUGGUUGAAAAUGGUGCUGACACAAGCGCUGAUUUUCGGCGUAUUCCUUAGUUUUGCAUCGGCUCUGCAGCUGGAAGGACUUUCCACCAAAAAACCUAGAAUUACAAAAUACACCCUUAAACCGACGGCGAAUUCCGGAACUGCGACACCGUCUUCGUUAUCACUGUACAGGUUAAAUGGGAGUAGCGGAGCCACUUGCAUUUUGAUACAAACCGAUGGACUUCUCAGUAUUCAGUAUCGUGAUAAAUAUGGGGAAGAUAAGGAAGCUGACACGUUUAUGCCCGAUCAGAUGGACAUUUCCGGUGAGUGCUGGGAGGAUGAAUCACGUGUUACGCUUGGUUGGAAGGGGUUCAUUCUGAACAUGUAUUUCUCAAAGACUCCCGGUGGUGAACGGUGGUACGUAAACAAUGUCGAUCUCUCGUAUUCGUCGUCAAACAAUAUAUUCGAGCAUAUCGAUCGACCCGGUUUAGAUGUCAAGCUAUCAACACCACCUGGAACACUGCUUUUUCCGACUCCUGUCGGAAAAUCCUACACAUGUGAUCAGGAAGUUAUUAUCACCAUGUUCUCACAGGAUGAAAACGACAAAGCGGGUCAUCUAGCGAAACUGUAUUUAAGAGAACUGAGAAUGCAGAGUUUUAUGUACAAGUCGUCCAACACGUGGGGACCAACGUUCCAGUGUAGUGCUACCGGAACUUAUCGUGAUGAAACUGCGCCAAUCGCUGUAGGAUCCACUCUUGCAAUUGUUACUGUCUGUACUGUUGUCGGUUACGGCUUGUGGAGAUAUUUCAAGGUCAAAAAAUUCCAGUACGGAACUAUGGCUUAA
Molecule: messenger RNA, 886 nt
Organism: Sabethes cyaneus
Lineage: Eukaryota; Metazoa; Arthropoda; Insecta; Diptera; Culicidae
Exons: 7
Coding region: 74-886 (270 amino acids)
Cellular component (GO): membrane
Source: RefSeq, a predicted model, not a curated record